AUCAACAGACACUAUGGGUAAAGCGGAUUGCAUAAGCUACGAUGACAAUAAAUUGCCCUACAUUGAUUUGGGUAGUGCGCGGAUACGCAUGGAUAAGGAGCAGGCACCCGAAUGGGCUCUAAAAAAAGCACAGGAUGAGCUGAGAGAACUACCAGGCAUCAAGGAGGAAGCCAUCAAGGAACUCAGAGUGCUGAUACAAAAUGAAAAAUACCUUAACUUGCCUUUGGAUGAUGAAUAUAUGAUGAUGUUUUUGCGGCCUUGCCAUUAUUAUCCAGAAAGUGCCUUGAAAAGGCUCAAGAACUUCUAUCACAUGAAACUGAAAUAUGGCAUUGCAUGUGAGAAUAUAAUACCCUCGAAAUUGCGCAACGUUUUCGAUGCGGAUAUACUCAAUUUGUUGCCCACAAGAGAUCAACAUGGACGUCGUUUGCUGGUACUGGAGGCAGGAAAAAAAUGGAAACCUUCACAGGUGCCAUUGCCUGAUCUGUUCCGCGGCAUACAGUUGACCGUGCUGGGCUCCAUGGUUGAACCAUUUUCACAAAUUUGCGGUGCUGUGGUCAUAAUUGAUAUGGAAGGUUUGCCCUUGAGCCAUAUUACACAGUUUACACCAUCAUUUGCCGCCAUGUUAUUGGAUUACGUACAGGAAUGCAUUUGCAUGCGUCUGAAGGCCGUUCACAUUGUGAAUAAUUCAUAUAUAUUCAAUAUGCUUUUCGCCAUAUUCAAACCUUUCAUUAGGGAAAAGUUGCGCAAGCGAAUCUUCUUCCAUGGCAAAGAUUGGAAGUCACUGACCUCUCACAUUGAGGCAAAUGCCUUGCCACCGAAAUAUGGCGGCACUGCCACCUGGGAGUUGCCUCCUGGUAAAGUGCUGGGUGAUUUCUUUGAAUGCUAUUCCAAGGAUUAUGAACUUGCCGAUAGUUAUGGCUAUGCUGAGGGUUAUUCCAUGAAAAAGAAAUAAUCUUUUGGGGGGAUGGGAAUCAACUAUAAUGCCUAAUCCAUUUCGAUUCGUAUUUUUAGUAUAUUAAGUUGGGUCAUUUGUGAUAUUGCAAAACAUUAUUAAAUCUAAUAACCAAAUGUGGAAAACAUCGAAGCCAAGACUUUAAGUAGUGCACUUACCAUAGGCCUUAAACAUUUCUUGUUGUAAUAAUGGUUUGUCUAUGUGAAUAUGUUGUUUAUCUUAAAUAUAAAUACAAGAAGUUGUUAAGCACAAUUUUCAAAAAUUAAACUUGAAAGACACUAUGUAAAUUAAUCUGAAUAAUCUGAAA
Drosophila willistoni is the source of this 1259-nucleotide messenger RNA. Its product is annotated as alpha-tocopherol transfer protein-like. The transcript has 7 exons. Bases 14 to 952 code for a protein of 312 amino acids. Gene Ontology annotation, molecular function: phosphatidylinositol bisphosphate binding. The record is from RefSeq and is a predicted model, not a curated record. NCBI's taxonomy places the organism in Eukaryota, Metazoa, Arthropoda, Insecta, Diptera, Drosophilidae. Gene Ontology annotation, cellular component: membrane.